Molecule: messenger RNA, 697 nt
Organism: Daldinia loculata
Lineage: Eukaryota; Fungi; Ascomycota; Sordariomycetes; Xylariales; Hypoxylaceae
Product: bola-like protein
Exons: 1
Coding region: 162-650 (162 amino acids)
Source: RefSeq, a predicted model, not a curated record
CUUGAGUGUAAUUUGUAAUUCCCGUAAUUCCUUAACAUCUCAACUCCCGGCUUCACAUAAUAUUGUAUAACAGAUACGACAAACCCGAUUUUCUACUAUACACUCUUGUCUGGUGGUAUUCUCUGCAUUUCUUACGAGGUGUGUUCGAUUUAAUUAUCAUCAUGCUGUGUUACCGUUGCCGUCGCCUCGUUGCGAUAGCUCCUAAACGAAGCUCUGCCACCUUGUCGCGCUACGCUCAGCCGAUACACAUAUCCUCGGUACAAACUCAAAUACGAACAUUAGCCCAGUCAGCCAUAAGCGACCAUUUCAAAGCUCAACACGCCAUUAUUCGACACUAUUCCUCCUCUCCCGACUCUGCAGCAGCAAGCUCAGCUAACGCUCCACCGACCGAGUCACCUCGCCUCGAAAAGCCAGAUUACCUUGACGAUGCCGAGUCGGCAAUAUGGGACAAGCUAACGGCCGAGUUCGCACCGACGGAGCUUAUGGUUCAAGAUAUAUCAGGUGGUUGCGGGUCCAUGUACGGGAUUGAGAUUGCAUCGGAAAAGUUUCGAGGUGUGAAUAUGCUAAAGCAGCAAAGAAUGGUUAAUGCUGUGCUAGGCGAUCAGAUGAAAGGCUGGCAUGGCGUCCAGCUACGCACCAAAGUCCCUUAACUCCGAUGUAUGAGCAGUUGGGCUGCAAGAAUUACAGUUCACCUAUC